Molecule: messenger RNA, 3540 nt
Organism: Melanotaenia boesemani (Boeseman's rainbowfish)
Lineage: Eukaryota; Metazoa; Chordata; Actinopteri; Atheriniformes; Melanotaeniidae
Exons: 2
Coding region: 1400-2404 (334 amino acids)
Source: RefSeq, a predicted model, not a curated record
GAAAGUAAAUUGGCAACAAAAAUAGUAGUGAAAGUGAAGUAAAAGUGAAAAUGAUGUGAAGGCACCGAUCGAUCCGUUUUGAGUUCAAAUUUAGUAAAAAGUUAAACACAGGGCCCGCAAGAUUGCGAGCCAUAGUCUGGUCUUGUACGGGGUCAGUUAAGUGGGUGUGAGUAGCUUAUGACUAGGUUCAUAGGAAAGCAAGGUGCAAAGAUCGAUCAAAAAUCUGAUCCUAAAUUAAACAGAGCCAGUAGUGAAAGGUUUAAGCUCUGUUAACCCGGGAAAUCUGCGUAAAAGGGGCUUAGCGCAGUACAGCUGUGAAAAACUUUGUUGCAACAUUAAAUAACGUACGUAGAAAAAGGAAGGAAAAAGGCUUUAUAAACUGACUGUUGACAUAUUCCUUCUUUGGACUGCUCACUGGGAGCGAACUUGUGACUUUUAAACUGGUCUUGACUGUUAAUUCCUCUCUGACUAAUGAUGAUUUGUUCAGCUGUUAAAGUGUGUGUAUGAAGCGGAUAGGAAUGGGUGUCUGAGUGAGCUGAAAAUUGUCUUUUGACUGCUUUACCCCUCCAACGGAAAAAACUGAUGUCUUCUAUGAGAGGAAAUAAGGGAAAAGUUUUAAACUGUGUUUUGACUGGUUUAUUCUCCUCUGACUAAUGGUGAUUUGCUCAGCUGUUGAAGUGUGUGUAUGAUAGUGGGUGAUGCACCGGACAGAAAUGUGUGACUGACUGAGUGUGUGACUAUUCCUUGAUUGCCUUACCUGUCUCGCUGAAAGUAAACUUAUGUCCAUGUGUGAGAAAAAUAAGAGAAGAAAGCUUUAAACUCUCCUUUGAGAGGAGGAAAAAGCUGAGGAUGAAUUGUCUGAGUGAGUGUGUGUCUGAGCGAAACUGGACACCGAGUAAGCUUGUGUGUCAAAGAAUGGACUAAAUGUGGAAAGGAAUGCGUGACUGAGUGUAACUGGAGAUUGAAGCAGCGCUGCAAGUAACUGUUGGAAGAAAGUUUAUGCAUGAGACAGAGGCCUCUGUUUGAAGUGAUACUGCAUGCUGCAUGUUGAAAAAAAUUAAUCUGUAUUGCAGUGCAUAAGUUGACUCGUUCCCCAAACUCAUAGUGGUCUGGUGAAAUCUGACACUAAGCUACUUGCUAACGCGCAUAGACACAAGCACUGACAAAAAUAAAAUAGUGCUCUUCUCUCGUGCAGCUACAAGGAUGUAAUCUGUACUAUUAUAACUGUUAAAAUGAGACCGCUGAACUCUUUUGGUUUCCUUCCAACAGAACACGACUCCUCCCAUUGGACCGACGCCUAGAAACAGGAAACGGAGCUGCGGCGCACCCAAGUGGUUUUCGUUUGAGUUGCAUGAUUAUCAUAUUGUAUUAAAAGCAGGGUUGAUUAAAUAGGAUAACAAUGAGCACGCCACAGGCUAUUGUUGGCAUUCGUCAUCCCCAUAGGAUGAAAGAGAUUCAACACAUGUCUGAAAAAUGGUGCAAAAGAACUAAAAAUUUGAUAAAUCCAUGGCCUGUUACAGGAAGCUUUGACCCACAGAUUUGUGAAUUAAUGCAACAUCGCAUUGAAGAUUACAAAGCUGAAAAUAAUUCUAAGAAACGACAAAAGAAACGACAGCUUGAAUUGGAAAUUUUAAACUUAUUUAAAAUUAGCAAGCCAAUUAAACGAAAUGUCAAAACGAUUGUGUCUUUCACGGAUAGUCCAGGGGAAACUGGAAACACUACUAACGCCGAACUUUUUCCAAAUUUAACAGGAACGAUAAAAUUUGAUGGGGACUUUAAUCUUGAUGACCAGCAGAGCCUUCUAGGGGGACUGACUGAUGCUGGCGUACCCGGAAAUGUAAGUGAUAUCCAAAAUAGGUUAUCUGCUGCUUCAGGGCUCGCGGAAAAGGGACCUCCUACUGAUGCAUUGCCCCAACCAGACCCACCCAACUUCAAACAGCGGGGUGCGUCCUUACAGGGCACUGGGGAAGCACACGCCCAGGUAGGAAGGCAUUCAACCUCUAUACAUUCUCCUCGAGAAAAACAGGAAACUCCUCCCCACAUGACAAUUCCAAAAUACUGUAGUACACAGCGACGUCAGUCUGGAAUCAUUAACUGUUACCAGGAUCGAACCGAACUGGCUCGGAAAGGUAAGACAGAUGAUAGCUUUUGGAUGAACUUAGGACCACGUCAGCAAGAUUUGCAACGUGAGUUGGGACGGAGCCAGAUAGUUGAGAUGGAACAGGAAAUAGAUGACUUAAAUGAGGAGGUGGAGGGGGCGACUUCAGGAGGCGGAGUUUCCAUGCCUGCAUGCUUACAGAAACCCGGCACGUCCACAGGGGUCCCUAGAGACGAAUAUGAUUUAAGAUACAGACCUAACAUCAGACCUCCUGACAGAUUGAAGGGGGGGAGUUCCCAAUUCUGAUACGGGGAACAAGGGCUGAUUAUCAUCCUUUUUCAGCUCGGGACCUGACAGGUUUGGUCUCAGAGCUCCCUCAAAUAUCCGCAGGAGGAGGCAAGUGGAUUAAGGCUUUGGAAUCAAACACGGCUGGAACAUUUCUUUCACUGGGUGACAUCAAAGCUGUCCUCGCUCAGGUUUUGGGGUUGUCUAAAAUGCAGCAGUUUUUCAGAGACAAUGAACUGGACUGGAUUUUGAGUGAAAGGGCAGAUGGAACAGAAUUAGCAGCCUAUAAGGGGGUGAUUUGGCAAGGAAUACGCAAACAGUACCCUAAUAAAAUUGAUGUUGAUGCUUUAAAAGGGGAACCUCUGAAGGACGACCAGAACCCAGCAGCAUACAUCGAUACACAGUUAAAAAGGUGGCGUCAAGAGUCUCAGAAAGAUGUGGAAAAUGAUCCUAUUUUGCUCACUCUUUUCAGAAAUGCAGUCAUCGAUUCAAUGCCAAAGGAUGUCAGCAGACGUUUGGAGGAUGUCGUUGGUCUAACAUCUAUGCCAGCGCAACAGUUCCGUGAUCAUGUGGUUCAUGCAGUAACCCGAUACAGGAAAGACCUAACUAAGACUUCUGAACAGGACCUCCAGAUUCAAAGGAAGCUGGCACAGAUGCAACUAAAUGAUUUGCAAGGCAAGCUGAAAGAAAAGGUUCAAGCUGUUGUGUUCACAGAUCCAGGUGCGGGACGGACUGCUGGAGUUCCUGAGUCAACACAGGCCGCUAGGGGUCCCCAGCCGUUCCGUCCUUCAUACUCAAGGCUUGGUACUCCCUCGUCUGGGGCGUGGCAGGGAUCCAACCGCUGCUGGUAUUGUGGCAUGUAUGGACAUUUUGCAAGGGCGUGCCCACGGCUUAUGCCCCUCCCAGCAGGUGGUCCUGGAAGAAACGGAGGCUUCCCUAGAAGAGGUGGAGGUGGACCCCUGGGUGGCCCACGACCAAGACCCUCUCAGUUUUAGGGGGGUCCCGAGGAUCCUGCGGGUAAAGGAAAAAGCGAACGAGCCAAAACCAGUCUCUGUGACAUCUGGUCCAGUGGUGCCCGGGGAUAAGGUGUACAUUAAGGAGUUUCGAAGAAAGUGGAACACUCCUAGACGCCGAGGUCCUUACACGGUGGUCCGUGC